Molecule: messenger RNA, 1553 nt
Organism: Protomyces lactucae-debilis
Lineage: Eukaryota; Fungi; Ascomycota; Taphrinomycetes; Taphrinales; Protomycetaceae
Exons: 1
Coding region: 445-1281 (278 amino acids)
Cellular component (GO): mitochondrion
Molecular function (GO): protein-containing complex binding
Source: RefSeq, a predicted model, not a curated record
CCUUGCACAGCAGCAAGAGAUCCAGCAACGACAGCAACAACGCCUUCAGGAAGAAGCAGACCUGCAGAAACAGCAAGCGCAAGAGGCACACGCGUAUCGUGCUCAACAAGCAAGUCUCGAGGCAGACUAUGCGAAACGCCGUCGUUUGGCGUACUAUCUCUAUACGGAAACGGAACCCGUCUUACGCUACUUGCCAAAGAUGCUCUCGGAUGAGCAGCAAGAGAUCAUCGCAAAACAGGUGGACCAGGUGGAGCAGGAACGAGCAGAUGCAUUGAGCGCAUUCGAGCUGCGUUGGCAAGCGCAGCACAUCUUGUCACCACAGCUGCAAGCAAAGGAAGCACCGUCUGCUGUGGAUGUGCCAUUGCAGGUGCCAAAGGCUGAUUUGUGACUGUGUGUUGUGAUGUCAGCACGUACAAGUCGUCGACGUCUCGAUACUCUACAUCCAUGUCAAGUGCGCCGUCGCUGCUCAUCUUUGGCGGGGCUGGAUUCCUCGGUCAACGUGUGGCACAGUCUGCUAUUGCAAAAGGCUGGCAAGUCACUUCCAUCACCAGGUCAGGCGCACCGCCAGCUACAGGACAAGACUGGGAUAAAGUGCGGUGGGUGCGCGGGGAUGCAUUCGAGCCGGCGAGCUAUCAAGCAGAGAUUGCAAAAGCAAAUCACAUCAUCAGCACUAUUGGCAUUUUAGACUAUCGCGGAAUUCGCAAGCAAAAAUCGUGGCGCUAUCGUGUAGAUGCGAUAGGGUCGACUUUUUACGAUGCAGUCAAAGACACGACAACCUCAGACGCUCUCAACAUUUACGACCGACUGAAUCGCGACAGUCUCAAAGCAAUCGUUGAUCAAGUAUACAAUGGCAAAUCGGCAAAUUUACAAAGCUUCGCGUACGUCAGCGCAGCAGAUGGAUUCCCUGGUAUUCCAAAACGCUACAUAGAGAGCAAGCGCCAGGCAGAGCAAUACUUGCAGCAACAGUCAGCAUCGGCUCCCUGGCGAACCAUCAUCUACCGACCUGGCUUUAUGUAUGCAGACUCGUCGCCGUUGUUGUCGACGCUUUCACGUGUCGUGGGCGUCACCUACGCACUCAACUCUUCUUUGGGCGUCAGCAACAAACUUGCAAGCCUAACGAACGGACGAUUAUCACUUGGUGCUGCUGGUGUCAAGCCAUUACCCGUGACGCGCGUUGCUGAUGCCUUGGUGGAAGGAUGCGCACUCGCCGAGGGGACCUUAGAUGUCUACAAGAUUGAAGCCUUGGCGGAUGUUCGCUGGCGUAAUGACAUGAUCAAGUAGCUAAUCCAACGAUUGAGCACUCUGUAUACUACUCCGUGACGUCUUUCGCCGAAACAAGGGCCGCUUGACGGCUUGCUGUGGAGUCACCGUCUCACCCACCAUGACGAGCUCUUUCCCUCCACCAGGAACACUCCGCCACUCUCGUUUCGGCAAAGACACGGGCUUCUCGCGCUCUCUUGCAAACUUUUCUGAGAUGCUCGUUGUGCUUCCUGUAUCACUGCCGUUCAAUAAGCCCGUUCGUGCUUUUGAUGGCGAAAAAAGAACCUUGCUUG